Sarcophilus harrisii (Tasmanian devil) is the source of this 9092-nucleotide messenger RNA. It is a transcript of the gene ECPAS, whose product is annotated as Ecm29 proteasome adaptor and scaffold. Bases 528 to 6047 code for a protein of 1839 amino acids. The transcript has 50 exons. Gene Ontology annotation, cellular component: nucleus; cytoplasm. Gene Ontology annotation, biological process: proteasome assembly. The record is from RefSeq and is a predicted model, not a curated record. Gene Ontology annotation, molecular function: molecular adaptor activity. Lineage: Eukaryota; Metazoa; Chordata; Mammalia; Dasyuromorphia; Dasyuridae.
AUAGGGAGAGACAGAGAUAGAAAGGGAGGGAGGGGGGAGACAGAGCCAGAGAGAGAUUGAGACGGACGGCGGGCGAUCGGGAGGAGGCCGAGAGGCUGCAGGGGGGCCGCAGGAACCGCGCAGAAACGGUCGGAGAAGAGCGGCCUCUCUCCCUUUCGGAAUUUCGCCGCCGGCGGAGAGAGAGAGGCCUGAAGGAAGCCGGGGAGAGGUCGCGGCCCGCCUGGCCAGAGGAGGAGCCCGAGCCCGAGCGGGAGCUGGGUGGCCUUGGCCUCGGACAGGCCUCAGCCCGCUGCGCCCCCUCCCCACCCCGGCCUUCCCUGCCCCGCCCCCGCCUCGCCCCCUCCUCUCCGCCCCGCCCCCUCCCACGGCUCCGCUCGCUCCCUCCCUUCCCCGGGUGCAACAUGGCUGCGGCCGCCUCUGCCUCUCAGGACGAGCUCAAAUAGAUUCUUUAUACAAUUGCAUAUGUACGUGUGGAUGAACAAAUGCCAUUGGUGGUCCAGAGGAUUUUUGUCAAGGCUGGAUAAACCAUGUCUCGCAUUGACUGUAGAGAUCAACUUGAGCGAGUCUUCUUACGACUUGGUCAUGCUGAAACAGAUGAGCAGUUACAGAAUAUUAUCUCUAAAUUCCUUCCUCCUGUUUUGCUCAAACUGUCUAGCACACAAGAAGGAGUACGCAAAAAAGUCAUGGAGUUAUUGGUCCACUUGAAUAAGCGUAUAAAGAGCCGUCCAAAAAUACAGCUUCCAGUGGAGACUUUAUUGGUUCAGUACCAGGAUCCUGCUGCAGUUUCCUUUGUCACAAAUUUUACUAUAAUUUAUGUUAAGAUGGGCUAUCCUCGCUUACCAGUGGAAAAACAGUGUGAACUUGCUCCUACACUUCUUACUGCAAUGGAAGGGAAGCCUCAGCCUCAGCAGGAUAGCUUGAUGCAUCUUCUGAUACCAACCCUUUUUCACAUGAAAUACCCUGUUGAACCAUCUAAAGCAGCUUCUCCAUUUAAUCUUGCCGAGAAACCAAAGACUGUACAGCUGCUUUUGGACUUCAUGCUGGAUGUCCUCUUGAUGCCUUAUGGAUAUGUACUGAAUGAAUCCCAGAGUAGGCAGAAUGUGCCCUCUGCACAGGGCUCCUCUUCCAGUGGUUCUGGAGGUUCCGGGAUUCCACAGCCACCUCCAGGGAUGAGCUUUUAUGCAGCAAAACGAGUCAUUGGGGACAGUCCAUGGACACCUGAACAGUUAGAGCAGUGCAAACUGGGUAUCGUGAAAUUUAUAGAGGCUGAACAGGUGCCAGAACUCGAAGCUGUUAUACACCUAGUGAUUGCCUCUAGUGAUACACGCCACAGUGUAGCCACUGCAGCUGACUUAGAAUUGAAGAGCAAGCAAAGCUUAAUUGACUGGAAUAACCCUGCAAUCAUUAACAAGAUGUAUAAAGUGUACCUUGGGGAUAUACCACUGAAAACAAAAGAGGGGGCUGUUCUGAAACCAGAACUGAAAAGAGAUCCUGUCAGCACACGUGUUAAGUUAAAGAUUGUUCCUCAUCUUUUGCGAUCCAAACAAGCUGCUGAAACUUUUCCAGCUAACAUUCAGGUGGUGUAUGAUGGACUGUUUGGUGCAAAUACAAAUGCGAAAUUAAGAACAUUAUCCUUGCAAUUUGUUCACCAUAUUUGUAUAAUAUGUCCAGAAAUCAAGAUUAAGCCAUUAGGUCCUAUGCUUUUAAAUGGCCUCACUAAACUAAUCAAUGAAUAUAAAGAGGAUCCUAAACUACUGUCAAUGGCAUAUUCAGCUGUUGGAAAACUUUCCAGUCGAAUGCCUCAUUUGUUUACUAAGGACAUUGCUCUUGUACAGCAGUUUUUUGAAGCAUUAUGUAAGGAAGAGCCUGAUACUAGGCUUGCCAUUCAAGAGGCUUUAUCUAUGAUGGUUGGAGCUUAUAGUACUUUGGAAGGAGCCCAGCGUACUCUUAUGGAGGCAUUGGUAGCUUCAUACUUAAUAAAGCCUGAAGUCCAAGUUCGCCAAGUGGCUGUGAAAUUUGCCAGCACGGUGUUUCCCCCAGAUCAUAUACCUUCCAGAUAUUUACUUUUACUAGCUGCAGGAGAUCCACGAGAAGAAGUUCAUGGAGAAGCACAGCGUGUGCUAAGAACUCUACCGGGUAAAAAUGAAAAAGAAAGUACUUCCAAGCAGAUGCCUUCCUUCCCAGAAAUGGUACAUUAUAUUCAAGAGAAGGCCUCGCAUCGAAUGAAAACUCCAGCCAAAUAUAUGACAGGAACUGCCGUUCUUCCUUUUAAUCCAGCUACAUUUGGAGAGAUAGUCCUGUAUUUGCGAAUGUGUCUUGCUCACAGUGCAGGUGUGGUUCCCACCUCACAGAGCUUGGCGGAUAUGCAAGACCAUGCCCCAGCAAUUGGUCGUUACAUACGAAAUCUUAUGUCUGGCAACCACAUAACAUCAUCUUCCUCCAAGGGUGGGGAAAAUAACCCGGUACAGAUUUAUAUUGGCCUCCUUCAGCAGCUGUUAGCAGGUGUUGGAGGAUUGCCUGUCAUGUAUUGUCUUUUGGAAGCUGUUUCUGUCUACCCAGAAAAAUUGGCAACCAAAUUUGUAGACAAAACAGACUGGAUAAAGAGUCUUAUGAAUACUAAUAAGGAAGAGAUGCGGGAAUUAGUGGCAUUAUUUUAUUCAGUGGUGGUAUCUACAAUGUCAGGAAAUGAAUUGAAGUCAACUAUACAGCACCUUAUGAAGACUACAAAGGACAAUCAUAGCCCAGAGAUACAGCAUGGAUCCUUGCUUGCCUUGGGAUUCACAGUGGGACGUUAUUUGGCUAAAAAGAAAACCAAAGUGGCAGAGCUGCAAGACACAGAGACUAAUACUGCAUUUUUGCCAGAGCAAGAACAGCUCAUUCAGAGUACAACUGAAACAAUAGGUUCAUUUUUGGACAGCACUUCUCCUCUCCUGGCAAUUGCUGCUUGUACAGCCCUGGGUGAAAUUGGUAGAAAUGGCCCUCUCCCCAUUCCCAAUGAGGGUUCUGGCUUUACCAAACUCCAUCUUGUUGAAAGUUUACUCAACAGAAUACCUUCAAGCAAAGAAACAAACAAGAUGAAGGAACGAGCAAUUCAAACCUUGGGCUAUUUUCCAGUUGGGGAUGGAGAUUUUCCUCACCAGAAGCUCAUUUUGCAAGGCCUCAUGGAUUCUGUUGAGGCAAAGCAAAUAGAACUUCAGUUUACUGUUGGUGAAGCUAUUACCAGUGCUGCAAUUGGCACGAGUUCAGUGGCUGCCCGUGAUGCCUGGCUGGUCACUGAAGAAGAGUACGCACCACUUGCUGAGGCCAAAGUGAAUGAUGUAGUUCCGUGGGUGUUGGACAUAAUUUUAAAUAAGCACAUUAUCAGCCCUGUUCCCCAUGUGAGGCAGGCUGCCUGCAUCUGGCUCCUUUCCCUAGUGAAGAAGCUGAAUACCCAUAAAGAAAUCAAGUCUCAUCUCAAGGAGAUUCAAAGUGCUUUUGUUUCAGUUCUGUCAGAUAAUGAUGAACUCAGUCAGGAUGUUGCUUCAAAAGGCCUUGGUUUGGUUUAUGAACUGGGCAGUGAACAAGAUCAACAGGAACUGGUAUCUACACUUGUAGAAACCUUGAUGACUGGAAAAAGAACUAAGCAUGAGGUUUCUGGAGAGACUGUGGUAUUCCAGGGGGUAUCCCUUGGCAAAACACCAGAUGGCCAGGGACUCUCUACCUAUAAAGAACUUUGUUCUCUGGCAAGUGAUCUUAGUCAACCAGAUCUUGUCUAUAAAUUCAUGAAUUUAGCCAACCAUCAUGCCAUGUGGAACUCUAGGAAGGGAGCUGCUUUUGGUUUUAAUGUGAUUGCUACUAAAGCAGGAGAACAGCUGGCUCCUUUCUUGCCUCAAUUGGUUCCUCGUCUUUAUCGCUAUCAGUUUGAUCCAAAUCUUGGAAUACGUCAAGCUAUGACAAGUAUUUGGAAUGCACUGGUCACUGACAAAUCUGUGGUGGAUAAAUAUUUGAAAGAAAUUCUUCAAGAUCUAAUUAAUAGCCUGACCAGCAAUAUGUGGAGAAUUCGAGAAUCCAGCUGUUUAGCUUUGAAUGACUUACUAAGAGGAAGACCUUUGGAUGAUAUCAUUGAUAAACUUCCAGAAAUAUGGGAAACACUCUUUAGAGUACAAGAUGAUAUUAAGGAAUCUGUACGAAAAGCAGCAGAACUAGCUUUGAAAACUUUAAGCAAGGUAUGUGUGAAAAUGUGCGAUCCCUCUAAAGGAACAGCAGGCCAGAGAACCAUUGCUGUCCUUUUGCCCUGCCUUCUUGACAAAGGAAUGAUGAGCACUGUGACUGAAGUUCGAGCCCUCAGCAUUAACACCCUUGUGAAGAUCAGCAAAAGUGCUGGUGCCAUGUUGAAACCACAUGCCCCCAAACUCAUCCCAGCUUUGUUGGAAUCCCUCAGUGUACUGGAGCCACAAGUUCUUAAUUAUCUGAGUCUCCGGGCUACAGACCAGGAAAAGGCUGCAAUGGAUAGUGCUAGACUUAGUGCUGCAAAAUCCUCUCCCAUGAUGGAAACAAUCAACAUGUGCCUGCAAUACCUAGAUGUAUCUGUCUUGGGCGAGCUAGUUCCUAGGUUGUGUGAAUUGAUCAAAAGUGGAGUAGGUCUUGGUACUAAGGGAGGAUGUGCCAAUGUAAUUGUGUCAUUAACCACUCAGUGUCCUCAGGACUUAACACCUUACUCUGGGAAACUGAUGAGUGCAUUGCUCAGUGGCUUGACAGACCGAAACAAUGUGGUACAAAAGUCCUUUGCAUUUGCCAUGGGACAUUUAGUUCGAACUUCACGAGAUAGUAGCACUGAGAAAUUGUUACAGAAGCUGAACAGUUGGUACAUGGAAAAGGAAGAACCAAUAUAUAAGAGCUCAUGUGCUUUGACCAUUCAUGCCAUUGGGCGCUACAGUCCUGACGUGCUCAAGAGCCAUGCCAAGGAAGUGCUGCCACUGGCCUUCUUGGGAAUGCAUGAGGCAACCAGUGAGGAUAAGGGGGAGAAGGAUGAAGCCACUCUAUGGACAGAAGUGUGGCAGGAAAAUGUGCCAGGUUCCUUUGGUGGCAUUCGAUUAUACAUGCAGGAAUUGAUUGUUGUUACUCAGAAAGCUUUGCAGUCUCCAUCUUGGAAGAUGAAAGCCCAGGGUGCAGCUGCCAUGGCAUCUAUUGCAAAGCAAACAAGUUCCCUGGUACCUCCGUAUCUGGGAAUGAUAAUGACUGCUUUAUUGCAGGGGUUGGCUGGAAGAACAUGGGUAGGAAAGGAAGAGCUGUUAAAAGCCAUUGCUAGUGUUGUAAUAGCCUGUAGUGAAGAGCUGGAAAAAUCAGUGCCCAAUCAGCCCAGUAUAAAUGAGAUUGUACAAGCUGUUCUGAAGGAGUGCCGUAAGGAUAACAUCAAAUACAAAAUAGUAGCUGUUAGAUGUAUAGCUGAUAUACUCAGUGCCACUAAAGAAGAUAGAUUCCAGGAGUUGUCUGACAUCGUAGUUCCAAUGAUUAAAAAGAAUUCUCUUGAAAAUGUUGGUGCCCGGACAUCAAAAAAUGAAGAGGAUGAUAAUGAGAAGGAAAAGGAACUUCAGAUGGAAUCUUUGCUAUGUGCCUUUGAGAGCAUAGGCAAAGCUUGGCCCAGAAAUGUGGAGACUCAGUGUUGCUAUCGUCAGGAGUUGUGCAAACUAAUGUGUGAACGACUGAAACUCAGCACCUGGAAAGUACAGUUGGGAGUUUUGAGGUCAAUGAAUGCCUAUUUUCAGGGGUUAAUGCUUUUAGAAAAGGAGCAUGCAGAUUCCGAGGCUUUGACUGAAAUACUGCUUGAGACAUGUUCAUCAAUCACACACUCUUUAGAAAACAAAAGCUAUACAUCUAUAAGAACAGAAGCUUUGUCUGUGUUAGAGUUGCUGCUUCAAAAACUUGAAGAGUCUAACCAGUGGGAAAGUUUGACACCUGAAUGCAGAACACUGCUCAUUGAGUCUUUAACUACCAUGGAGACUGAUAGCAGACCUGAGCUGCAGGAGAAAGCAUCAUCACUGAAGAAAACGCUUGAAAAUCUGGAGUAAAUUAAGGGAGACAAUUCUCCCUCCCUCCAAUAACCAAGUGCCAUGUAAAACAAAAAUUGAAGAAAAAAUUCGGUGUUCUCAGAAAACCAAGUGGGGAAAGUAAAGGUUAAUCUGUAGCAUGCAUCAUUCCUUGGCCGAAAUAAAAAAAAAAAAAAUGCCUUAAAUUCUGCUCCCCAUUAGCUUUAUUUUACUGUGGUGUUUAAGCAACUUGGCUGACUGUGGUCAUUGUUACCUCAUAUUUGAAAAGAAUAUUUGUAGUUGAAGAAAUCUAUAGUAAAUGCUAUUUGAAGGACUUAAAUGGACUAAAAUGUAUACAAGGGUAAGAAAAAAGAGAGCCCUUUUAGGAUUAAUUAAGCACUGGUCUGAUCAGCCACAGUCAAACACACUGUAACUUGAUUCUAACAUAGUGAUGUCAUUUUUGGUCCUCUUCAAGAACAAAGGACAACAUCCAACCAACCAAUCAGUUAAGCAUAUUGGUGGAUUUGCUGUAAAGUUAUAAUUUUCAUGCAGCAAAAUGAACUGUUAAAUGUUAAAGAAUUGUUGGACAUAGAACAUUUGAAUAUUGCACAUCAUUGGAAAGUGGGGAGGGAAAUCUGGUUGUGUGAUAUGUUGUUUGGGGGGAGGGAGAAAAUUUUUGGCGGCUUUACAUUUUUGAGUCAUUAUUAAAGACUUGUAUUUACAUGGGAGAAUUCAUUAUCUAUGCUAUUGUUCUCUGGUUAUACCAUUUUCUCAGGCGUGUGAGGUUGAAUGAUAUAUCAUUAUACAUUCUAAUUGUGGGUAUUUGGUAAAAUAACCAAGCUGCCUUGCUUUGAGAGAUUUCUUAAUAGACUUUACAUUUCAGUAACAGUGUAAAAACAUCCAUUUCCUUCUUUUAGAAGAUUGAAUUCAUGUGAAUUGAUUCAAUAAUGAGUGGUGGGAAGGGAUAGCACUUAAUUAAUCAGUUGUGAAAUGUUUUGUUAUUAUGUAUCAACACUUCUUGGGAGAGUUUGGCCACGGCAUUUCAGUGGCUGCAACACAUUCUCUUCUUAUCAUCAUUAAUGAAACAAAUCACAGUAACUUUUCUAUGAAUAUUUUUCAAACUAUGAUUGAAUUUUAUAUGACAAUAAGAUAAACUUCCACAUUCAGAGCCUUGCAUACCCUUGUUCUUCUUUAGAAAAAAUGUUAAUAAUUUAGAUUCAAAUCUUAGGAAUUCUUUGGUUUUGUUUUUCCUGUAAACAAACUGAUCUAUAUAGCUCCUGGAUUUUAGAGAGAAAAAAAUUAUAUUACAGCAAAACUCCCUAUCUCGGCAGAAAUCCUAUUCUUAUUGUCUUUAAUAUUUCAUGUAGACAGAAUACCAGAAUCUAUUUUUACCAAUUGACAUCUCUUUGAUUUGUUUUUGAGUUGAAAAGGAAGGACUUGUAAAAUGAAGACCUAAAUCAAGUACAUACUUUUUACCAGAAAGUGAUAGCUUAGCGUGUAUUCUGAUAUCAAACUUUUUUUCAGCAAUGUCAUAAUUAUGAAUUUUAAAAUGAAAGCUUUUGUUUUUCUUUAAAUGCUUAGCUUUCUUCAUGUUUAAUCUGUAUCUGUGGCUUACUUCCAUGACAGUGAGCAUCGAAUGUUUUUUGAUACGCUGUACCUUCACUUAGACUGUUUUGAGGGACCUCUGUGUUUAUUCCUCUAUCCUAUGAUAUCAAGUGCCCUCUUUCCAUUACAUUACAUGUGUUUUCAGCAUUCUUUAGCUUGCAUUGUUGCUGGGACGCUGUUUUCAGGGAAGAGAGGAAUGAAUGUAGGCUAGGUCCAAUUGAUAGAAUCUUCAGAGAACAAGUGUAUUCAAGCCUAAACCAUGAGUCUCUUUGCACGUUUUAGAUGGAUAAACAUCACCAAGUUUAUCCAUCACAAACUUAGUAUUUAACACGGGGAAAUUCCCUUGGUGCUGAGAGCUGGUGCUAAGACACCUGAAUUGCUUAGUGAAAGCCUGCUGUUUGUUUACAUUUAUUUUGGCUGACUGAGCACACUUCUAAUUUUUACACCUAAUGCCUUCAUUUCCUGUAGUAGCCAAAUCAUUUGCACAACAUAACACUAAGUUUUGCCUCCCAGAAAUGAUGAAAAAAAUUUCAUUCAGCUUCUAUGUGUGUGUAUGUGUGGACAGAGUGUAUGUGUAGUUAGGUAUGUACGUAUGACUAUUUGUAUCUAAGGGAACGAUGUUAAAGAAAAAAGUUGAUUUUGUUGUGAAAUUUUGACCCAGGAGAACAAAAACGGCAAUAGAUGAUCCAUGAUAGAUAGCACGGACUGGUUGGCACCUCCCUAGUAAUAGUCCAUAGUUCUGAUCGGACAACAUCUGAUCAAAUUGUCUUUAAGAGAUAGUUCCUUUUUACUGUAAUAUUACAGUGCACUAAAGAAUCAUUUCUGUAAAUGUGAAAAAAAAAAAAAAAAAAAAGAUCUGCACCCUUGCCUCUGUCUAGAACAAAUGAGAACAGGGACAGUAAAACAGUUCAAAUCUUUUUUUUUCUUUUUUUUUUUUCUUUUUCUUUCUUUUUUUUUUUUUUUUUUUUUGAUGAUAAAGAGCAAUAUGAAAUUUUCCAACUGCCUUUUAAAUUAUUCUAUUUAGCCUAGUGUGUGUGCCUAUAUAUACAAAGUCUAUCUGCACAACAAAACUGAGACUUUGACUUAAUCCCUAUUGACUUCCCUUCUCCCCUCCUAUCUCAAUCUUAAUUUGUGAGUUUGAUUUUUAAAAAAUGCGGCCUUGCUAGAGUCUUUCCUCUAAAAAUGGUCGCACUAUGUAAACACUGUACUUUGCCCUAUGUGGGUUUCCUUGUGCUACUGCUGCAAUGUGUCUGCUGCUUGUGAACGAGGAGUGAAAGGUGGAUUUUAACACCAGCACUCAUUCAUGUGCAAGCUUUUGCUUAAAUUGAUGUAUAGUAAGAAGGGUUUUCUACAUGCAAGGUCUUCAUAGAAUUCACUUCAAUCUGUAUGUAGCUAUCUAAGCAUGUAAUGAAUUUAUUUGAAAGGAAAUCCAUCCCAUACUAAGAAGGUAUAAAAUGAUAAAUAAAGCUGCAUGACCAAUUA